AUGUUUAACAAUAUUUUCGGCAAGGCACCCACCGUCAAGGAGCAGCAACGCGAGAAUGAUCGAUCUUUAAGGAAGGCCACCAGGGACAUUGAACGCGAACGAAGGAAGCUCGAGGAGGAGGAGAAGAAACUGGAGGCCGAGAUUCGGAAGACUGCCGCCGCGGGAAACAACGACGCCUGUCGGAUUCUAGCCAAGCAAUUGGUUGAGAUCAGAAAGCAGAAAUCGCGCACCUACGCUGCCGCUGGAAAGAUUACGUCCAUCGGGUAUCAGAACAAGAACAUGGGUGCCAACAUAGCGCUCAGCGAGGCCAUGGGCACCACCGCAAAGACGAUGGCUAGUAUGAAUAAGGUGAUGCGCCCUGAGGCCAUCGGGGCGACUGUGAGACAGUUCCAGGCUGCGAAUAUGAAAAUGGAGAUGACCGACGAAAUGAUAAACGACACCCUGGACGACAUGCUGAACGAGUCUGGAGAUGAGGACGAGUCCAAUGCCGUGGUCAACCAGGUGCUCGACGAGAUCGGCAUCGAGAUCUCUGGAAAAAUGUCCAGUAUCCCGGCAACGGGAUCAGGGGAUCUCGAAACAGCCGGCAAGCGGACGGAGAAGGACAUCGCCGACCAGCUGGCAAAGCUACGCUCCUCGUAGUUCUCAGAUUAUCGUAACAUGUAUUUUUCUAUCAUCACUGUGAACACUGCUGUUAUCCAUAGAAUUUAAGGAAAUAUAUUUAUAUACACUGCUUAAA
Molecule: messenger RNA, 736 nt
Organism: Drosophila ananassae
Lineage: Eukaryota; Metazoa; Arthropoda; Insecta; Diptera; Drosophilidae
Gene: CHMP2B
Product: charged multivesicular body protein 2b-B
Exons: 1
Coding region: 1-639 (212 amino acids)
Biological process (GO): protein transport; late endosome to vacuole transport; endosome transport via multivesicular body sorting pathway
Cellular component (GO): multivesicular body; ESCRT III complex
Source: RefSeq, a predicted model, not a curated record